CCCGCCCAACACCACGCACCAGAUGCCGCCCGGAGAUGAGAGAGCCCCCGUGAAGCUUUCCCUGCCCCUCCAAUAUCAGCAGGAGCUCUUCCAAGAUCUGCGUGAUGAAGACCAACUGGUCAUUAUUGCGCGCGGCCUCGGCCUGCUACGUAUCGUGACGAACCUCCUGCAUUCCUACGAUGCCGCCGGCAACAACCUCGUUCUGCUCAUCGGAGCCGACGACCGCGAGAAUGGCUGGAUUGGCGAGUCGCUUGCUGAACACGCCGUCGUCAGCAAUGCGCCCAAGGCCCGUGGUCUGAGUGUGGUCAAUACUGAUAUGAUGAGUGUGGGCACCAGGGAGAAGAUGUACGCGCAAGGAGGCAUCUUCAGUAUCACCUCACGGAUAUUGAUUGUGGACUUUCUCUCUGGAUUGCUGGACCCCGUAGUUGUCACUGGCUGCGUAGUACUGCACGCUGACAGAGUCAUCGCGACAUCUGUCGAGGCGUUCAUUCUGCGCAUCUAUCGCCAGAAGAACAAGGCAGGUUUUUUGAAGGCGUUUUCGGACAACCCAGAGCCGUUCGCCACCGGUUUCUCGCCAUUGGCGACCAUGCUCCGAAAUUUGUUUCUGCGGAAGCCAGGCUUGUAUCCGCGAUUCCAUGUCUCCGUGGCCAAAUCGCUUGAAGGCCGUCGGAAAGCCGAGGUCAUCGAGCUGGAAAUACCGAUGACUGACAGCAUGAGAGCAAUCCAGCAGGCUGUCAUGGAGUGUGUCGAAGUCAGCGUAGCUGAGCUAAGAAAAGGCAAUUCGGGCACCAUCGACAUGGAAGAGUGGAAUCUUGAUAGCGCGCUUCACAAGAACUUCGAUACCAUCAUCAGACGGCAGCUUGACCCUGUGUGGCAUCGAACAAGCUUCAGAACAAAACAGAUAGUGUGGGAUCUGUCACUUCUACGUAACAUCCUCCACGCUGUCCUAACGUACGAUGCUGUCGAGUUCAAUCGAUACUUGGACACGGUCCGUGCUGCUUCUCAACCUCCUCCUGGAUCUACGCGCUUGAGCCAGUCACCGUGGCUUUUCCUUGACGCAGCUCAUACACUGUUCGAUACAGCCAGGCGCCGUGUCUAUACUGGCAAGCUUACCAACCAGAAUGCCAGCGGUAAUGCCACCAACGCAGGACCAGACGCUCUCAGUCCCGUCCUUGAAGAACUUCCUAAAUGGGCCAUGCUCGCAGAAGUCUUGGAGGAGAUUGAGAGGGACGUCUAUUUCAAUCCCCAACCACAGGAUGAUUCAAGUGGUGCCAUUUUGAUCAUGUGUAGUGACAGCAGUACUUGUCGCCAAGUUCGAGAGUAUCUCCAAACCAUGCACGUCAAGCUCGAAGACCAGAAGAAUGGAGAAGACACGCCGGAAGAAGGACCUUCUGCAGCGUACAUGAUGCGGAGAAAGCUUCGGAAUUAUGUUAACUGGAAGCGAGAUUUCGGAAGGGUCAGCGCCUCGCUCUUCGCAGAAAACCAAAAGGCCAUCAACACAGAUUCGCGCGGUGGCCAGGCAGCUCGUGGAAAAGCACCGCCAAACAAGAGAAGACGUGUGAGAGGUGGUGCUUCUGCUGGCUCUGGUAUGUCGAGGACUGUCAGUGGAAACAUCCAGCAGAACUUUGACAAAGAUGCACACAUACAAAGCUUGCUCGCGGAGCUCCAGCCUACCGAGGCAGAAACCCAGCAGAAAGGUGAGGUCGCUGCUGAUCCCCUGGAAGACAUGGAUGGCCACUACGAAAUGUAUGAAAUGAAGGAUCUUCUUGUGGUCCAUCCGUAUGACGGCGACAUGGACGAGCACGUGCUUGACGAGGUUAAGCCACGCUACGUUAUCAUGUAUGAACCCGAUGCGGCAUUCAUCCGCCGGAUUGAAGUCUACCGCAGUUCGCACACCGACCGCAACGUCCGCGUCUACUUCAUGUAUUACGGUGGGUCCGUCGAAGAGCAGCGGUAUCUCAGCGCUGUGCGGCGCGAGAAAGAUGCCUUCACGAAGCUCAUCCGCGAGCGUGGUAACAUGGCCGUCGUCCUUGACAACGGUACCAGCGCACUUGAUCCAGAGGAAGCCUUCCUCCGUACCGUCAACACUCGCAUCGCUGGUGGUGGACGUCUUGCCGCAACUGCUGCCCCGCCGCGCGUUGUCGUCGACGUCCGCGAAUUCCGCUCCUCACUCCCUUCACUUCUCCACGGCCGCAACAUGGUAGUCGUGCCCUGCAUGCUGACAGUCGGCGACUACGUCCUGACACCCAACAUCUGCAUCGAGCGCAAAAGCAUUCGCGACCUGAUCUCCUCAUUCAACAACGGCCGCCUCUACAACCAAGCCGAGACGAUGCUCCAGCAUUACAAGAGCCCAAUGCUGCUGAUCGAGUUCGACCAAAACAAGUCCUUCACGCUUGAACCCUUCGCCGACCUCUCCAACUCCGUCGGCGCCGCCGCCAUGGCCGCCCCCGACCUGCAAGCCAAGAUCGUGAUGCUCACACUUGCUUUCCCGCGCCUGCGUAUCAUCUGGUCGUCGUCGCCAUACCAAACAGCCGAGAUCUUCGAGGAGCUGAAGAAGCAGCAGGAGGAACCGGAUCCGGUCAAGGCGGUGCAGAUCGGGCUCGAGGACGGCGAAGACCCGGCCUCCAAGACAUACAGCCAGAUUCCGCAGGAUAUGCUGAGGGUCGUGCCGGGCUUGAGUGGUAACGAAAAGGCCCUCCAGCGCAUCACGCUCCAUGUGGAGAGUGUGUUGGAGUUGGCGAACAUGGAGGAAGAGGAGAUUUGCGAACUUAGUGGGAGGGAAAUCGGGAGGCAGAUUCAUAGGUUCUUCAAUCGCGAUGUUUAUGCGGAUUGAGGGCGUGCGCUGCUUUGGUGAGCAACCUUCUGCAUGCGAUAGAUUUGUGUCCAGUUGUCUGCUACGCUGUGCAGAUGGAAAGUAGACUGGUUUGUGUAGAUGCUGUUGUCCACGUCCCCAUAUUAAACGCUACUGCGGAGAAGCGGAAGUUCUUCAAGCCUUUUCGGUUUGGAAUCUUAC
Molecule: messenger RNA, 3013 nt
Organism: Aplosporella prunicola CBS 121167
Lineage: Eukaryota; Fungi; Ascomycota; Dothideomycetes; Botryosphaeriales; Aplosporellaceae
Exons: 4
Coding region: 23-2833 (936 amino acids)
Biological process (GO): double-strand break repair via homologous recombination; double-strand break repair via single-strand annealing, removal of nonhomologous ends; nucleotide-excision repair involved in interstrand cross-link repair
Cellular component (GO): nucleotide-excision repair factor 1 complex
Molecular function (GO): single-stranded DNA endonuclease activity; single-stranded DNA binding; damaged DNA binding
Source: RefSeq, a predicted model, not a curated record